Protobothrops mucrosquamatus (brown spotted pit viper) is the source of this 1644-nucleotide messenger RNA. Its product is annotated as dynein regulatory complex subunit 7-like. The record is from RefSeq and is a predicted model, not a curated record. The annotation marks the transcript as partial. Gene Ontology annotation, cellular component: motile cilium. Gene Ontology annotation, biological process: flagellated sperm motility. The transcript has 11 exons. Lineage: Eukaryota; Metazoa; Chordata; Lepidosauria; Squamata; Viperidae.
GAGAAGCAACAGACCAAAGAACAGGCUGCAGAAGAGAAGAAGCAGAAGGAGGAAGAAGAGAAGAAGGCCCUGGAGGAGAAGCCGAAGCCGGACCGUCUACAGGGUCUCCGGGUCCACGCCUGGGUGCUCGUUCUCUCCGGCAAGCGGGAAGUGCCCGAAAGUUUUUUUAUUGACCCUUUCACUGGAAAGAGCUACGGCCCUGCUGAUGAUCACUUCCUGGGUAUCGAGUGUCUGUGGAACCAUCGGAAUUAUUGGAUCAACAUGCAGGAUUGCUGGAAUGGCUGCAAGGAUCUUCAGUUUGAUCUCGGGGACCCUGUGCGGUGGGAAUUCAUGCUUCCCAGCACCGACAAACCUUUCUUGUCCCUGCCAGAAAUGGAGGAGGAGGAGGAUCUGGGUGAGGAUGAUGUGGAAGAUUUGAUGAAGGAAGAAGAAUCGAAGAGUUUUGACAUGCCUGCAUCUUGGGUGGAACAGAUCCAUGUAUCUCCCAAAGAAUUUGAGGCUCGUUGUCCACAAGGCAAGAAACUGAUUCAGUAUAAGAAUGCCAAGUUGGAAAAAUGGGCACCAUACCUUAACGCCAAUGGCCUAGUCACCCGACUCACGCUGUAUGAAGAUCCAGACUGUACCAAGGUGCUUGAAGUGAAAGAGUGGUUCAAAUACCGUGAAGACAAGUUGGACAUUCGAGAAUUAAAUAAGCAAACCAACAUCAUAGCAGAGCAAUUCCUGCCUGGACAUGCCCUGGGACUGAAAGCACAUAUGUACAAGACCAUGGAACCGGAGACCGAGCGCACGAUGGAGUUCUACAAUGAGACACGGGUGGAUGGCCUUCAGAAACGCUCAGAAACUUCCCAAGAGAUGGCAGAGUAUUUUGAAGGUCGCUUAGAUUUCCUCAGUUACCGUCACACCGAGUUUGGCAAAAGAAUCAAGAAACCUACCAAGAAAAUGGCUACCACCGAAAGCAAUGCCCGACCAAUUUUGAAAAUCACCGAGAGAUUCCACAGGAACCCAAGCAAGCCGGCUGAUGAAGAUGUGGCCGAACGCAUUUUUUGGAUCUCAGAGGAUAAGAUCCUUUUGACCUAUCAUUGCAACGAGAAUUACAUCACCCCUUCCAGGAGGGAGUUUAAUAAGCGUUCCGAUGUGGACAGCAAGGGAAAUAAGGUUAUCAUGAGCCGGGAUAUGUGCAUCAGUUAUCAGGCGGGGCCUGUGGAGAAAGAAAAAAAGUUGUUCCAUCUCUAUGAAAUGCUGAUACAGCUAAUGGAAGAUGAGAAGCGUUCCCGGCAUCAAGUGUGGGAAUCUGAGAUAGAGGUCCUGGACCUUCUGCGGAUUCGAGGAGAGGAAGAGGCUGCUAGCAAGUUGAGCGUCUCCAUUUAUGACACGGAAAGGAACGAGAAGAGUAAAGAACAUCGUGAAACCAUAGAGCGACAACAGCAAGAGGAACGCCAGCGCCAGGUGGAGCAGGAGCUGGACUACCUGGCGCCCUUCCUGAUUCAGGUGGGAGGCAUUGAGAAGAUGUCCAAGUGGCUCGCUUUGCGCCUGAAAGAAGAUUGCCUGAAUGAUUUCAAGCAUCGUCUCGUUGACAAGGCCAACCUCAUUCAAGCACGAUUUGAGAAGGUAUCUAGGCAGUCAUUGGACCUCUGGCUCUCCAUG